Prunus armeniaca (apricot) is the source of this 195-nucleotide messenger RNA. NCBI's taxonomy places the organism in Eukaryota, Viridiplantae, Streptophyta, Magnoliopsida, Rosales, Rosaceae. The record is from the annotation of a GenBank genome assembly.
AUGGUAUUCUAUUGGAAAGAACGGAAGGCCAACUUUGGAGCUAACCAUAACCCCAAAGAGGUGAACCCAUAUAUGAUCAAGAGGAUUGGACUGAAGAAUACGAAGAGGAACAUGUGGAUUACGAACAAUCUGCAGACGAUCAGACUGGACUCCUCGAAACAGGUGAGCAAGAAGACUGGACAUCGGAAUAUGUAG